Aspergillus eucalypticola CBS 122712 is the source of this 1143-nucleotide messenger RNA. Its product is annotated as tRNA (carboxymethyluridine(34)-5-O)-methyltransferase. The record is from RefSeq and is a predicted model, not a curated record. The transcript has 3 exons. The coding region runs from base 223 to 966 and encodes 247 amino acids. Gene Ontology annotation, molecular function: tRNA binding; S-adenosylmethionine-dependent methyltransferase activity. Gene Ontology annotation, cellular component: nucleus; cytoplasm. Lineage: Eukaryota; Fungi; Ascomycota; Eurotiomycetes; Eurotiales; Aspergillaceae. Gene Ontology annotation, biological process: tRNA wobble uridine modification.
AUUUGUUUCGUUUCUUUGCACGUUUUCAGCUCCAAUCAUUCAAUCAACUUCUACAUCGCACUGCAGUUCAGAGAUCUGGGUAGCUUCCAAGCCUACAGCGGGGUGCAAUAAUCUCUAGAGAACGAUCCCGAAACUCUCGUAGAAACAACAAAUUUGAUUUCUAUCGUGGGAGGAGUGUUAUUCAGUGUGGGAAACCAAGAGGGAAAACCACCAACAAGAAAGAUGGCUGCCCCGAAUGUUCCAGCCCUGGCAAACAUUCCCUCGGCUGAUCAGGAAUCGUAUGAAGAGCAGAAUGUCCAUGAAGUGUACCAACAAAUUGCCAGUCAUUUUUCCUCCACUCGUUAUAAGCCUUGGCCCAUUGUGGAACAGUUUCUUAGAGGUUUAGAGCCCGGUUCCGUUGGUUUGGAUGUGGGAUGUGGCAAUGGCAAGUAUCUGGCCGUGAACCGCGAGGUCUUUAUUGUUGCUUCGGAUAGAUCCGCGAAUUUGGCCCAAAUUGCACAAAAGCAUCAGCCACAUUCAACCAUCAUAGCCGAUAUUCUCCACCUCCCACAUCCCGAUUCCUUCUUCGACUUCGCCAUCUCGAUUGCUGUCGUCCACCACCUGUCCACGCCUGAACGAAGGGUCCAAGCUAUCCGCGAGAUCCUGCGUACGCUGAAACCUACUACCGAAGAUUCUCCGGGUGGGAGAGCGCUGAUCUAUGCUUGGGCCCUGGAACAGAAAAGCAGCCGUAGAGGUUGGGACAAAGGUGAUCCGCAAGAUAUAAUGGUUCCCUGGGUCAUGAAGGGAACCCCUUCUGCAGACGCUCCUUCCAACGAGCCCAAGGUGUUCCAUCGGUAUUACCACCUUUACAAGGAGUCGGAACUCGAGCAGGAUAUCAACAAGGCGGGAGGCCAUGUCCUGGAAUCAGGAUAUGAGAAAGACAACUGGUGGGCGAUCGCAACACGGAUAAACCCAGGAUCACCAUGAGAUACAUGAUUGCAGUGGGAUCAUCGAGAUCCAGCCUCGAAGCCCGUCUCCCACAUCUGCAUAGCACUCACGACAGGAAUGACGAUACGAGCAUUGGACUCGUCAAAUUGAGGCCUCCUCUCGAAGGUGCCUUUUCAUGUGUAGCAAGAUCAAAGCCAGAUGAGGAUAAUGAAAAAC